AUGGUGCUAGCUGAUACAAAAUUCUCAAGAAGUAGAAGUGUAACUUUGAUGGCACAGUCAAGUAAAAGAACUCAUCACAAGAAAGUACCAAAGAACUUGCGCAAUCUGCGGCGCACCAAACUUCCCCCUGACUUUGGGGUUAACUUGUUUUUAAAGAAACCAAGCAGUGACACUGGCCUAUCUCACACAUACUUUGAUUUUGACGAGGAAGAUAAAGGAGGAGGAGAUGAAAGUGAAGAUGAUGAACAAGACAAUGAUACUGUUUGUGAAUCAGAAGAGCUUGAAGCGAUAUCGUUUCUAUUUCAGGGAAGAAUUCCCCAAAAACCUGGAAUGUUAUUUAGAGAAAGGCCUCUGCCACUGCCACUUCCUCACAAAUUGAGGCCGCUCAAACUUCCCAUGUCAAAGAAGCAUGUUCCCUUUGCUGCUCCAAAGAUAGUCUCUUCACGUGCAUCUAUAUGUAAGCAAGUGUACAAGAACCCAAAUUUCCUCAUCAGUUUAGCUACGGAGAUCAAAGCCCUUACUUCAAAUGAGGAUGUGUCCGUGGUUCUUGACAAAUGUCCUAGAUUCUUGCGGAAAGGGUCAUAA
Pistacia vera is the source of this 585-nucleotide messenger RNA. RefSeq names its product pentatricopeptide repeat-containing protein At2g01860-like. Bases 1 to 585 code for a protein of 194 amino acids. NCBI's taxonomy places the organism in Eukaryota, Viridiplantae, Streptophyta, Magnoliopsida, Sapindales, Anacardiaceae. The transcript has a single exon. The record is from RefSeq and is a predicted model, not a curated record.